GUCAAAAUCCGUUGUGUCAUGUCAUUGUAAUAUUUUUGUAUCGGUGAACCAUUAGUUGAAAAGUGUAAAAAAAUAGAGAAAUAGAAACGAGGAGUUUAUAGGUGCACUGAAAAACUGGACUGAAAACUAGCCGCAAUGCAUUGGUACGGGGGAAGCAUGGCUGAGGCCGUGACUCUUUCAAAACAAAGAAAUGCUAUUUUUGUUGUUUUUGUCGAAGAUGAGAACCAGCUCUCCAAGGAGUUAGCUGAAACAUUAGAAGAUGGUGCUGUGAUGCAGAGGCUGUCAAAUCAGGACAAUUUCCUUGCUGUUAAGUUGAAAAGUGGCUCAGAGAAUUAUACAUUCUUUGCUCAAAUUUACCAAUUUGUACCAGUGCCAUCGUUAUUCUUCAUUGGACGCAAUGGUACACCUCUGGAAGUGGUAUGUGCGGGAGUUCAACCUGAACAAUUAGCCACUAGAAUUGAUCGCAUUUUGGAGGAGCAUCGCCAAGAAGAGAAACCAGGCUCAGUUCAACCUUCAACAUCAUCACAUAAUAUUAAAGAGGAAACUGUUAACUUCAUGCAAUCUGAAGCAGCCUCUUUGACAUCACAAUCUCAACCCAAACCUGUUGAAAAGAUUCCGGAUGUUGCUGCUAGUGUGCCACAGUCUGCCCAGAGUGUGCCGCAAUCUACCCCUACUGUACCAUCAUCUGUUCCUAGUGUACCACAAACAACUCCCAGUGUACUUCAGUCUACACAGAAAGAAAAUGAUGUAGAACCAGAAACCUCAUCAGGACCAGCAGCGAAGAUACAGAAGACGGAGCACAACGAGGUGACCCGCUCGGGUCAGGAGUUUGAAGUCAUUUGCGACGGUGACGUAUGCGUGAGGCGCCCCAAAGAGGAUCAGCCCGGUCCUAGCCAGAAGAGCGAACCUUCCCCCCCUGAGACCGCACCAGUGAUUGAGAACGAAAAUACCGCACUUGCCGAUGACAAGGUGUCAAGAGCACAGGAGCUUUUGAAUGCGCGAAGGAGAGAGAAGGAAGAGAUAGAAAAGGAGUUGGAAAGACAGAAAGAGAUGGACAGACGCGCAGUAGGACAGGGCGUCGCAGAGUUGAAAAAAUGGCAGGCUGAUCAAGAGAUGAAGCAGAUUCAGGAAGAGAGAAAACGGGAGAAGAAAGAGAACAAUCUGGCAAGACAACGCAUUUUGGAGCAGAUAGCUCAAGACAGAGCUGAGAGAAAGGCAAGAGAACAGCCAUUGCCAGCUCCGUCUGCGCCUGCGCAAGUAGUCCCGCCUUCGAGUGUAGGUGACAGUUCAGGUCGAGCACGCGUCCAGUUCAAACUGCCUGACGGCGAGGCCCACACAGCGCACUUUGACGUUACCGCUACCUUGGCUGAUGUACAGAGAUACGUCGCUGAGAAUCUGCAGCUUACCAGGUCGACGUUCUCUUUGUGGACGGCAUUCCCGCGGCGAGAACUAACUGAAGUAGACGCCACUCUGCAGGAGCUACAACUGGCGCCGUCCGCUGCUCUCCUGGUACUUCAGAGGAGGACUGAAACUGUUGCAGCCACUCCUAACAUGUUCGCAUCCAUCAUCACGUUCUUCACCCAAAUAUUUACGUCAAUGGUACUAGACCCAUCCUACCAACUGUACUCGUGGCUACGCAGCCGUUUCUUUCCAGCGCCCGCAAACAGACCUAUUACCCCCAACCCACCCACUAAUCCACCCGCACACCCCACCAACCCUGCCGGGAUAAGAAGACGGGGCAACAUACACAGGGUGACAACGGAUAGGGCGGACGAUGAUGACAACAACACGUGGAAUGGGAAUUCCACACAACAGAUGUAGGUAAUGCAUGUGUGGUGAAAAAAAAAGGAUUAUACCAACUUAAUAAUGUAUGGGCUAGAUAAUAAAAUACACCUACCAAUCUUGUAUUUGUUAAAAAAGGCAAUUUUUGUUAUAUUUUGACCUGGUUUCUUUUGUUAUUAUAUUUCACGAAAAGAGAGAGUAAUUCUGUUGUGAACUAAUAUUAAUCAAAGAUAUAUAGACAUUAAAAAAACAACGUCAUACGACACUGUCUCAACAGUUUGAGUGGAUAAAAUGACUGAAUUUAAUAACCGAUAUCGUUCGACAAACCUUGCACCUAUUGCCUUGCACCUGGUAUGCCUGAGAAUCGUUCGUCCAUAGUCAUUGCACGUGCGACGGACGCGCUCAUUAAGUGCGCGUGCGCGUACGCAGCCGUUGAUCCACCCUUAACAUUUAUUUUAAAUAUUUAAAAACAUCAAAUAUACUAACACUUAAAUUAAUAAUAAUAUCAUAGUGAAUAUACUGAGUAUACUGUGAUAGUAUUAAAAUAUCGUAUUCAAAAAACUACUAAUUAAAGUUAUCAGUGCUUGUGCAGUAUUAGAAUUAUUAUAAGUUACAAGAUCAGUUUUAGAACGUAGCUUAUUACCGCCUUAUCGACUAAGACGAGCCACCAAACAAUAUCAUCUUUAACUCCAUCAUCAGUCAUCACUUAAAGUCCAGAUUCCAAUUAAGGUGUAACUUGUAGUGGAAUAAAGAAAGAAAUACGCAAAUUUCAUCUUUUGUUUGGCGCGAUUUGGUUUAGUCGAUCAAAAGGCGUGCACGUGAAACCAUACUUAUCCGCUAUUGGUUGUUGCGUGGUGUGACAGAAAAAGCACGGCUUGCUUGUUGAAUUUAACAUACGAACGUAAAGCAACAAAGUCUGUGAUGCAUUUAUGUUUAGUUGGAUAUUAAUAACUCGUUUUUGAACUAAAGGAUAUUGCCGAUGUAACUUAUAAAAGUAUUUUACCGUGUAUACACACAGUAAAUACUACACUACACGUGUACUACAUACACAAUGUAUAAUAAAUUAUUAUGCAAUUCAUAUGUAUGUAUUAAAUUUUCACGAGUCACAUCAGCGGUCCUUUUAAUCUAUCCGAUCUUAAUUAUCUCUAGGCAAUAUUUAAAAUGUAUCGGCGGUUUUUAAAAGAGGGUUUGCGCGGGUCAGUUUACGUGUACAUGCAAGGAAUAAAAAACGGUCAAGUGCGAGUCGGACACGCGUGGAGAGGGUUAAUAUAUAUAUAAAUUGUAGUUAAGGCGUUAAAUUGCGCUUCAUGUUAGGCAGCAUCUGCA
Molecule: messenger RNA, 3108 nt
Organism: Pararge aegeria (speckled wood butterfly)
Lineage: Eukaryota; Metazoa; Arthropoda; Insecta; Lepidoptera; Nymphalidae
Product: UBX domain-containing protein 4
Exons: 12
Coding region: 136-1821 (561 amino acids)
Molecular function (GO): protein binding
Source: RefSeq, a predicted model, not a curated record